AUGGCGUCUAUCCCUACUACACAGAAGGCUGUCAUUAUCGACAAGACGGGAGGCCCUGAGGUCCUUCAGUAUAAGACUGAUAUUCCCGUCCCUGCUGUCAUUGAUGGUCAGAUAUUAGUUAAGAACGACUACCUUGGUGUCAACUUCAUCGACACAUACUUCCGCUCAGGCCUAUACCCAGCACCGCAAUUCCCGUACAUCCUCGGCCGUGAGGCAGAAGGAACCGUCGUUAAGACAGGCGGCGGGAACCUAUACGGGUUGAAGGAGGGCGAUAGAGUUGUCUGGCUCGGCGAAGGCGCCUACGCAGAGUACAGCGCAGUCGACGCCUCCAAAGCCAUCAAAAUCCCCACCGGUAUAGCGCCCAAGAUCGCCACCGCCGCCAUCCUCCAAGGCCUAACAGCCCUGACCCUAGUGCGCGAAGCCCACCGCGUCGAGAAGGGGGAUUGGGUUCUCGUCCACGCCGCCGCCGGCGGUACCGGCCUCUGGCUAGUGCAACUCUUAAAAGCCAUCGGCGCCAACACCAUCGGGACCGCGUCCACGCCCGAAAAAGUCGCCCUCGCCCUCAAGGCCGGCGCCACCCACGUCAUCAACUACAGCCACGAGGACGUCAAGCAAAAGGUGUCCGAACUGACCGGCGGCAAGGGCGUUAUCGCCGUGUUUGACGGCGUCGGGAAGUCGACCUUCGAUCUGAGCUUGGAAGUCGUCGCGCGCAAGGGCUCGCUGGUCUCCUUCGGCAAUGCGUCGGGUGCCGUCCCGCCGUUGACGAUUGCCCGGCUAAGCGCCAAGAACGCGCGGUUGUUGAGGCCUACGCUGUUUAACUAUAUCGCUACGAGGGAGGAGCUCGAGUACUAUACUAAUGAGCUAUUUGGCUUUCUUACCGGCGGGAAGAUUGACGUGCGCAUCCAUGAGGUAUACCCCCUGAGCGAGGUCGCGCGUGCUCAUGGCGAUCUUGAGGGUCGGAAGAGUACGGGGAAGUUGUUGUUAGAUCCUUCGAAAUAG
Daldinia childiae is the source of this 999-nucleotide messenger RNA. RefSeq names its product putative quinone oxidoreductase. Gene Ontology annotation, biological process: cellular response to oxidative stress. Gene Ontology annotation, cellular component: cytoplasm. Gene Ontology annotation, molecular function: zinc ion binding; quinone reductase (NADPH) activity. The transcript has 3 exons. The record is from RefSeq and is a predicted model, not a curated record. The coding region runs from base 1 to 999 and encodes 332 amino acids. Lineage: Eukaryota; Fungi; Ascomycota; Sordariomycetes; Xylariales; Hypoxylaceae.